AUGGUCGAAGACAUCAGCCCCACCACCAGAUCCCCCGACCCGCACUCUGCGCCGCCGCCAUCAUCAUCACCACCACACCCCCAGCAGCACCAAAACCAGCACCAAAACCUCUUCUCCCGCUUCCGCCUCACCAACCCCUUCGCCUCCUCUCCCAACGCAACAUCCACCACCGACGGCAACUCCCGCCGCAAGAGCAGCACGAAGAUGCCCAACCCCACGAGCCCCGCCAACCCAUCCUUCGGCAUGACCGGCCCCGGCGGCAGCAGCAACAGCAGCAGCAGCAGCGACGACAAGCCGACGCUACUAAAAAAGAAGCCGAAGAAGACGACGAAACAAGCCGGCGGCGCCGGCGGCGGCGGCGGCAUGAGCAAGCUCCCGUGGCGAAAAGACAGCAGCAUCGGCGUCGGCAUCAGCAGUACUCCUACCACCGCUUCCGCACUGGCAGCAGCCUCGCGCUCGGCCAGCGCGUCGACGACGCACCUGCCGUUGAUGACCGAGGACGUUUCUUCGCCCGCCGCCGCCGCGACGGCUGGGGCGGAAAGCGGCGGCGGCGGCGGCGGUAACGGCGGCGGCGGUGGAACCCGCGGCGGUGGCGGUUUCGUGCGCACCAUCAAGCGGACGGCGUCGGCGGGGAGCUUGGGGAAGAUGCUUGGGGAUCGAUUGCGCGGGGUCACGUCGUCGACGACGACCACGACGGGGGCGGCUACGGCUACGGCUACGGCUACGAAAGGGAAGGGGAGGACGGGUGGCGGUGCCGGCGGCGGGGCUGCGGACGCUACUGCGGGUCAGGCGGCGGCGGUGUCGUCGUCGUCGUCGUCGUCGAUGGGAGCGGCGUGGCAGAAGGCGAGGAAGAGGUUUAGCGCGGGGAGUGGUGGUGUUGGUGCCGGUGGAGCGGAUGCCGGCGCGGGUGCGGAAAACGAUGCCACUGCUGGUGGGCAGCGGCAGCAGCAGCGGCAGCAGCAGGAAGAGGAGGGGGCAGACGAUGAUGAUGAUGAUGAUGAGAGGCCGCUGCAGAGCAGCAGGCCGGCCAGCGCGGCGAGCGGGGGGUUGUUGAGCAGGAGUAAUGCGGUGGUCAAUGGACACGGUCGCGGCUGCGGCCAUCAUGGAAAGGGGAGGGGCAGUUGGGGGAGCAUUGCUGCUUCGGCUUCGGCUUCUGCUUCUCCCUCUUCUCACUCUUCCUCUUCCCCGUCUGCGGAUGCUGGGGCGAGCAGGAACGGUGCCGGUGAUAAUGGUGGUGGCCACAUCUCGUUCUCCAACUGUGCCGACGUGACGGAUGAAGCCGUCGCGAACGCCGAUGCUGCGGUGUCGCCGCACAAGGGGUUCCGGCGGCGCAAGACGUCGGCCACGCUGCAGGGGCUCACGGCCGGGAAGGGACUGGGACUCGGGCUGGGCGGUUCGGGGCUGGCCAUGACGCCGUCGACAGCUGCUGCAGCUACGACACCAGCAGCACCAGCAGCAGCAGAGAACGAGGAGGCCGAGAAAGAGAAACCCAACACGCUCGACGGCGUGUUCGCCAACAGCCUCACCGCCGACAACCUGACCGCCGCCGCUGCGUCGAAGAAGAAUGACAGCGCCGAGGCGACUGGUACUACUGCAGCAGCAGCAGCCGGCAACAGCAGCAACAGCAGCAAGAAGAACAGAAGCGUCUCCAACGCCGCCGACUCGCUGGCCCGACGCAUGAAAAUCCAUCGUACAGCCAAGCGCAGCUCCUCCCUCGACCCCACGAUGCACCUCGGCGGCGGCAGCGGCAGCAACACCAAGGCCAAAGCCAACGCCAACACCAACACCCGCAUCGCCCGCGGCCGCAGCAAGUCCGACAGCGCCAGCGGCCUCCUCGCCACCUCCGCCAAGCUGAUGCGCUACCGGCCGUUCCUGACCGCCGGCGCCAACAGCAGCAGCAGAACCACGGCCAACCGGCUCCUCACCCACCCCAACGCGUCGACCACGGCGCUCCGCGGGCCCUCGCGCACGCCGUCGUCCGAGUCCGGCCGCAGCCUGCCCGCCUCGGCCGCCCGCCACCACGGCUUCCAGCCGUCCGGCUGCAUCGCCCACCCCGCCGGCCUGACGAGCCUGUCCAGCCCGAACCUGCUGCUGCCCGACAUCAGUGCCGCUACCGCCAUCACCACCGUGGACACCGACGACGACAGCGACGAGCGCCACCAGCGGCAGGCCGAGGCGGCGGCCCCGACGCCCGUGUCUUCUCCAGCCGCCGCUGUCGCUGCUGCUGCUGCUGCUGCUGUUGUUGUCGGGAACGCCCGCGAGCAGCGCAGCGGCGGUGGCGGCGGUGCCAUGAGGCAGAUGAUGUCGCUGCGCAGCGGCGGCGGCGGCAAGAGGAAGAGCAAUAGCAGUAGUAGCAACGGCAGCGGCAGCAACAACGGCCAUCGCAACGCCCAGGUCGACCCCUCGCCGCCCAUGCUGCCUGAGUUGCCGCGGAGCGGGGACGACCUGCUGGGCGACUUCUCCAUGCCGGAGCUCGAGCGCGUCGAGGGCGCCGGCGGGGAGGCCGAGUGGGUGGACAAGGGGACGGGGAGGGUGUUGGGUAAGGGGCACGGCGGCGGCGACGACGACGGGCAGGCGGCGGUGGCGAGGAAGGGGACGGUGGAGAGUGGUCGGCGGAAGAUGGGGGGCGAGGUCGUGGUGGCGAGUGAUCGUGCGGAUAGGGAGGAGGAGCAGCGGCGGCGGCGACGGCCGCAGCCGCCGCCGCCUUCGUGGUCGGCGUCCGCGUCCCUGGCGGAUGGGGACCAGGCGAAGAGGACGGAGAUUUGGGUCGAAGAGGUGAAGAGGGAGGGCAUGGCCGAGGACGUGGAGCCCGGCGCCCGUGUGGAUGGGGGCGUGGUCAGCGGCAGUAGUGGUGGAGACUGCAGGCUGCUUGGUGCGGAGCUCCGCUCUUCUUCGGCGAGGAGCCUGACCCCACGGCCGAAUCCCGCACAGAUUGCCGCUGCCCACGAGCUUGCCGUCAGAGGCCGGGCGACGCUCGUGGAGCCCGGGAACAGGAAGCUGCAUGAUCGCAUCAUUCCGUCUCAGGGGUCGUCGGUGUACUCGGCGCCAGGUACCUCGCCCUUGACUCCACCAACGUCUUCCGGCACCCCGAUUCCCCAGGACAACGACUAUGUCAAGGAUAUCGAGACUGAGCUUGUCGACGACAGAUGGGUGGAUUACGGACCACUCAACGAGGUGAGGAUGCUGUAG
Diplodia corticola is the source of this 3189-nucleotide messenger RNA. RefSeq lists its product as uncharacterized. The record is from RefSeq and is a predicted model, not a curated record. Lineage: Eukaryota; Fungi; Ascomycota; Dothideomycetes; Botryosphaeriales; Botryosphaeriaceae. The transcript has a single exon. The coding region runs from base 1 to 3189 and encodes 1062 amino acids.